This is a messenger RNA of Gamsiella multidivaricata, 1481 nucleotides long. RefSeq names its product beta-lactamase-like protein. Lineage: Eukaryota; Fungi; Mortierellomycota; Mortierellomycetes; Mortierellales; Mortierellaceae. Gene Ontology annotation, molecular function: transferase activity. The transcript is spliced from 5 exons. The record is from RefSeq and is a predicted model, not a curated record. The coding region runs from base 118 to 1341 and encodes 407 amino acids.
GCGGCUAAAUACGUCAUAUUGGUUUGCUGUACGAACAUCCUCCCACGCUUUCUUUAUUCUCUCACAACCUCCAACUCGCUAGUACUCAUCCUCAUCUCUCAUCUCUCAUUCUUCGUCAUGACCCAGUCGUCGCCAGAUGCAAAUUCGUUCCCAGACCUCGUCGAGCUCGAUGCUUUGCGGCUCACAGUUAUUGUCGACAACGAGGUCGACUUUAUGAGCUCGUGUCCUAGGGAGUUGAACCACACCACCCAGGCUCAAACGCUGUUCAAGGACAAACGAAACAUUGAUAAGGAAAGGUCGACCGUCGAAUCGGAUACAAAUGCGGGUGGUCAUCACGGGCACUCUUCUCACGCGCAUGACCAUCAUGGGCAUCCUUCUCAUACGCAUGGUAGUGACAGCGCUUUCAGGACCGUUAAUUUCCACUUUCAAGACGUUUGCUGUGGAGCGCAUGGACUCUCCAUCCUUUUGACAGGAACUAAAGACAAUGUGGAGCACAGGGUCCUUUUUGACACAGGUCCACACUCGGCUAUCUUCCUCGAGAACGCCAAACGCCUUGAGGUCGAAUUUGAGAAGAUCGAGGUUAUUGUGCUCUCACAUUGGCAUAUCGAUCAUUCUGGGGGCAUGCUGACUGCUGUUGAUAAGAUUCAGGAAGCGCGUAGUAAGGGUCAAGGUCUCGCGCCAGUUGUGGUGGAUCUGCAUCCUGACAGGCCAGAUGAACGCGGUAUUCGCCUCACAAGGCCAUCCGGGUCCCAUGAGCAACCGGACGUGUUCGACUAUGUUGCCUGGGGCAAGGAUCCUUCCUUUAAAGAACUGGAGGAUGCUGGUGCAAAGGUUUCCCAAAGCAGUCAGGCGCAUACAGUCUGCGAUGGAUUCUUUGGAGUCUCUGGAGUGAUCCCGCGUAUGACAGCCUACGAGACCGGGCUCCCAAACCACGCUCGAUGGUCGGUUGAGACGAAAUUGUGGAAGCAGGAGCAGGAGAUCAUGGACGAGCGCUAUUUGGUUGCGCGGGUGAAGUCUAAGGGAAUCGUCGUUUUGACGGGCUGCAGCCAUGCAGGCGUGAUUAACGUGUGUCAGGAUGUGAAACGCGCUUUUCAACAUGGGAAGGGCGCUGGCAACAACGAUUUGCAUUUUGUAGUGGGUGGGUUCCAUCUUGCAGGCUUGUCUAUGGAGACUAGGAUUAAAGAAACCGUGAGCGACAUGUUGGAUCUCAAUCCGUCGUUCAUGGCCCCAGGGCAUUGCUCGGGCUGGAGGGCAAAGGCGGCGUUGGAGCAGGCUAUGCCUGGCAAGGUUGUAUCUUUAGGAGUCGGAAGUGACUUCCUUAUCAACCACCAUGGGUCCUAAUUUUGUGGUGGUGACCAAGUCAGGACUUAGGCAUAGAGAACGUUGACGAGGUCCUUUGGCAACAAGCAUGUCUUUAUCAAACAUUCACAGUUGAAUGACGGUAAAAAAAUCAGAUACAAAUAAAAUGAUGUACAAAUGCC